Ostreobium quekettii is the source of this 1197-nucleotide messenger RNA. NCBI's taxonomy places the organism in Eukaryota, Viridiplantae, Chlorophyta, Ulvophyceae, Bryopsidales, Ostreobiaceae. The record is from the annotation of a GenBank genome assembly.
AUGGCUGGCGCGCCGAGCGCCCGCGAGUCGCUGGAUGCCAGCCUGGGCACCGUCCGGCCGCCGCAAGAACGCCUGCGCAGGCCGCCCAAGACCCGUGCGGUGCUCACCCGCCCGGAGCAGGCGCCGAAAGUGCGCGAUGGCGAGGGGAGCGAUCGGCCCCAGCGGCGGCUCACGGGGCGGGAAGUCGAGGAGCACGCGCUGCAGAAGUGCUGGCGGCGACAUGAAGCCGGCGGCGUGCCGCUGAGCUGCCGGUCGCCGCCGGACCGGCAGCGGUCGGCGUCGCUCCAGGCCUCCUACGACCGAUGCGCCAAGGUCACGGCCGAGUAUGCGAAAACGUUCUACCUGGGGACGAGCCUCAUGACGCCGGAGAAGGCGCGGGCCACAUGGGCGAUCUACGUGUGGUGCCGGCGCACGGACGAGCUGGUGGACGGUCCAAACGCGUCGAGGAUGACGCCCCAGGCGCUGGACCGGUGGGAGGAGCGGCUGGAGGCGCUGUUCGAGGGCAGGCCGGCGGACAUCCUGGACGCUGCGCUCACGGACACGAUCGACCGGUUCCCUCUGGACAUCCAGCCCUUCCGGGACAUGAUCGGCGGGAUGCGGAUGGACCUGGUCAAGAGCAGGUACCAGACCUUCGACGAGCUGUACGAGUAUUGCUACCGCGUGGCCGGUGCCGUGGGGCUCAUGACCAGCCCGGUGAUGGGCAUAGACCCGGAGUAUAAGGGGCCCCUGGAGCCGGUGUACCGGGCCGCCCUGGCGCUGGGCACCGCCAACCAGCUGACCAACAUCCUACGCGACGUGGGCGAGGACUCCCUGCAGCGCAACCGCAUCUACCUGCCCACAGAAGAGCUGGACCAAUUUGGCAUUCGCGAGCAGGAGCUUCUGCGCGGGGGGCUGUUCGCAUCAACAAACGGGAGGAUCGACGAUCGGUGGCGGGCGUUCAUGAAGUUCCAGAUCAAGCGCGCCCGGCAGUUCUUCGUGACAGCGGAGGAGGGGGUGCACGCUCUGGACGCGGACGCUCGCUGGCCGGUUUGGUCGGCUCUGAACCUCUACCGGCAGAUCCUGGACGCCAUCGAGGAGAACGACUACAACAACUUCACGCAGAGGGCGUACGUGAGGCGGUGGAAGAAGCUGCUGGCGCUGCCCGUCUCCUUCGGCCAGGCCAAGUUCCCCAAGCAGGCGCCCUUCGGGCACAAAUGA